Molecule: messenger RNA, 579 nt
Organism: Didymodactylos carnosus
Lineage: Eukaryota; Metazoa; Rotifera; Eurotatoria; Philodinida; Philodinidae
Source: the annotation of a GenBank genome assembly
AUGCAGUAUCAUCAUCCACCAACUACUCAAGACUGGAAAAUAAUGCAAGUUAUUAACAAUAAAAUACGAGAUGAUAUUGUUAAAAAAUAUGCACAAUAUACGAAACGCGUUAAUGGAGAAAUGAUUAAAGUUAUGUAUGAAUGGUUUGAACGUGGAGAUCGUCUUAAAAAUCAACAACGGCAAUCAUCACCAUCAAUUUAUCAACGUGAUAAACAUUUUAGAUUGGAAAUAAAUAAAGAUACGUUUGAAAACUCAAAAAAUCAAAUACCUCACUUACGACGCCUCUCAUUUGAACAAUUUUGUGAAUUACUUGCUCCGAUUAUUACUGGCCGAUAUACAGAUCGUUCAUUACGUCAAACAUUUGAAAAAUUAGAUUCUGAUCAAGAUGGAUAUUUAAAUCAGAAGGAAAUUGAGCGUUUAUUACUUGUUGUUGGACGAUCCGAAUCCAAUUAUAAAAUACAAGAUAUUAUGCAUAGAGUAUCGAGAGUUGGAAAAUUAAGUUACGAUGAAUUUAAACAAUUUAUUAGUGAAGGAUACGCACGUGAACUGUUAAUGUCAUCUUAUGAAAACUAUCGUUAA